Alternaria hordeiaustralica is the source of this 375-nucleotide messenger RNA. RefSeq lists its product as uncharacterized. The record is from RefSeq and is a predicted model, not a curated record. The coding region runs from base 1 to 375 and encodes 124 amino acids. The transcript is spliced from 2 exons. NCBI's taxonomy places the organism in Eukaryota, Fungi, Ascomycota, Dothideomycetes, Pleosporales, Pleosporaceae.
AUGUUCGCACCAAAGAAAGAGAUGUUUCUCCCCGUAGGCACGAAGCACGAGAACAUCAUGUGGGAAAAGGAGAUGAAGGAAAGGAUCAUGUCUCACGCCCGUAUCGUCUACGCCGACAAGCUUUCGCCAUCUUCACACUUCGAUAUCAUCACCGCGCUGGACAAGAGUGGCGGUACCUCUCGCUACAGAGCUCAUCUCCUCGUAAUCAAUGCGCCGAUCGGCACCGACUACAAAGUCGUCUUCUCGGCUCAUGCGAGGAAUUCUGUUGGAGAUGGCUUGGAGUCUAUGUUGGAGAUCUUGCAGCAGAAGGUGGCCCCUCUCUUGAGUAAGUCUUUGAUCCACAUUUCACAAGACUGGCUCAUUGUACAAUGCUAA